AUGGUUUGUCUCCACGGUGCAUCACUGAAAAGAAAUUCACAUUUGAUCCAAAUCAAAACUUUGAUGGUCAGAUAGUACACAGCUCUCACGGAUAUUUUGGAAAAGCACGUUUUUCAGCGAAAAAAAUCUACAACUACAGGCGACUUUCUUUCUGCAGGACCCCGACGACAGACUUUAGACAGGACUUCUUCAAAAAAGUGAGAAUUGAGCAAUUUUAUCAAGUUGUGUCGAACAUUUAUUUUGCUAACGUGACCAGAAGGUUACCGAUGUUAGCUUUAGCCUUGAGAUUUUGUCAUUUUAUUAAUUAGAUAAAAACCAAAGACUACAGAAGUAAACCCACAGCUGCUGUAAGCACAUGUUUUAACAAAAUGAAACUUUCUUGAAUGAUUUGCGGUCCAGUUUUUGUCAUAUGUAACCUGCAGUCAUUUUAGUAGCUAACAAUAUGUUGGUGUCAUACUGUCACAUUGAGACUACAACUAUUUAAUUAAAAAACACAUAACUUGCCAAAUACAGUGUGUUUAGAACAAUAAAAUGUAAUUUCAUACCAAUUGAACGCUAUUUCUGGUACAUUAAUAGUUAAAAUCUAUAUUUUCUUAGUACAAAAUUAACAAUUUUUUGGUUGCUGCCUUAACAUUUUGAGGUUUUGUUUUGAAUCCAAUCGAACCUACUGAUCAGUUCCAUAUUUCACAGCAGCCACAGCUGAACUAUUUUCAAGUGAGAAUUUCUUUCAAAACAAAGUCCAUUAAAGUACUUUUAUUUGACAGGACCGACAAAAGACCAGAGACCAGAUACGAGAUCCCAGGACAGGGCUUCCUCAGGGAAGAAAAGUGAGAAUUUUGGACUUUUUUAUUGCCCCAUUGUGUGAAGAAAAGUAGAGAUGAUGUGAACCAUUGAGCAGAUGAAAGCAAAUUGCUAACAUUUACCAGACUGUUUAAUUAUUAUAAUAAAUAAGUGAUAAAAAUAAUUGAAAUAAACCCCCCUUGAAAUGUUGGAUUAUCAAUAAAGCAUGGUAAAAAAGAUGUAAUAAAGACAAGCUUACACGUUAGGCUACAUAUUUUUAACUUUGUAGCCUGAUGAGUGCAUGCUCACUAUAAUUUUUUUGUAUUGAUUAUGUAGAAAAUUUGACACAUCAUUGAUCUUGAAAAAAUAAGAAUAUAACUACAUCAUUUGCAAGCUAGUUUUAGCUGUUUUAAAGACUCAUAAUAAGAUGUUAUUAUGUUUUUGGUUUUUGCCUGCAGAUGAAGCAACGCUUCACCUGGGCGUCGGCUCCCAUCCCGGUUCUAGGUCAGCCCGGCAGCCAGCGGCUCAUCCUCCGCAGGGUCCCGGCACGGACCUCGCGCAGCAGCAGCAGCAGCAGCAGCACCAGCAGCACCACACCUGCCAGUCCCCCUGGCAGUCACGUGAGGUCACACACACAGUUUUCCUCCCACAAUACCAAUGAGGCCUCAAAGGAGCAACGUCGUAAGACCCUUGCGGCCCUCAGUGAGGUGGUGAAAGCCCGUCCUCCUAAGAGAGCACCCACUGAGGCUCCUGAAGCAGGCCCAUCAAAGUGUAUUUCUACUAAACUGUGUUGUCAAGCUCUUCCAGGUUUCUCCCCAGAAGACGGUGUGGAAUCAAGGCCAGGUGUGAAGGUGUGCUCCCCCAGACCAGCUGUGGCCCCAUGUGCUGCUCCACAGCGAUGCCCUCCGAAAGCAACUGUGUCCGCCACUGCAGCCGCAGGACAGGGCCCUCCGAAAGGAGCUGGUUAGUAAUUUGAAACCCUGCUCAAACUUUCCCAGGAAAACCUAGUAAACAUUAUCCCAAAAAUGUAAACUCAUUGUUAGCAGGAUCACACUUUAUUACCCGAAGUGAUCUAACAUGCUCUACAUGGUGGUUAUCAUGUCUUCAUUGUCCAAACCAUUUCAGAAAAUGUGGAAGAAAAUGUCAUUAUGAGUGCAUGCAAUAUUUUCAUAUCAGUGUCAGUGUUUCAGAAAUUUGGAAUUAAAAUCUUUGUUUACGAAUCACACUGAUCAGCAUUUGGCAAUAAUGGCCAAAUCCUUGAAUACUCAAACUGUUCAGCGUCCAGCCUUCAGUGCACAAUAGAGUAAAUAUUGAGAAUAAGUAGAGACCAAAAUCAUGUCUACUUUACCUUUGAUCACUUUGAUUGAAGAGAGCCCAAGAAAGAGAAGAAGAAUCACCGGCACUGAUGAAGACCACCUCGAGAACCCUGAGGUCUCAUCAGCAGAGCCCAGCUAUUCUGCCACAAGAGGUAAGAUGGCAAAGAAAUGACAUUUUUACAUAUAGGCCUCAUGAAAUUAAAUUUUGAGUAUGUUUGAUCUUUGGAGUAUAAUUUUUUUAGGAGUAAGUAAGACUAUUUUUAAAAAACAUUUUUUUUUUGUGUUUCUUGUUUUUGUAGCGGCCCUCCAUGAAAAAUAUACAGAGAGGGACCGGCUUGGAGAAGGAGGAUACGGGGCAGUCUAUGCUGGAUAUAGAAAUAAGGACAUGCUACCAGUAAGAUUAAAUGUUUCAUACACUUAUGUAGCAGUGCAUACACACUUUUCACUUUGUACUUAGUGUGAGCUAACCAUGUUUCUUCCUGUGUUUCUUCUAGGUUGCCAUCAAACAUAUUCCUCAGUCGGGCGUUGAGCGCAUAUCGGUAAGUAUAGGACUGUGUCCACUAACAGCUGUUAAUUUUUAUAAGAUGACAGCCCACAAUACCUUAGUUUCCUUCGUUGACCUUUUCACAACGUUACAUUGUUUAAAAAAAUAUCCUCUGUCACUUCAGUUCCAUGACAAGUGACCGAUUUUAGUCUGUGAGAAAAUGCUCCAUAUGUUCUUAUGCUAUUUUAUAUUUUAAGAUCAAAGAGGAAAACAUCGACUCUGUCCCCCUGGAGGUGGUGAUGAUGCAGAAAGUGCAGUCAGGCACCCCAGGAACCAGUGCAGCCGUGGCCCUGCUUGACUGGUAUGAUCUCGAAGAGGAGCUGAUACUCGUCCUAGAGAGACCAGUGCCCUGCGUGGAUCUGUUUGACUAUAUGUUUCAAACAGAAUCCCCCAUGCCAGAGAGGGAGGCAAAAGUAAGUACUUGAUUAAAUGAGUUUUGCAGUGUUUUCUUUUUGCACUGUCUGUCUGCACUGUGAUACUCAAUCUGCAUGUAUCUCUCUUUCCACCUCAGAUCCUGACAAAACAGCUGAUUGAUGCCCUCAUAGAGAUCCACUCAAAAGGAGUUUUCCACAAUGACAUCAAGGUGGACAACAUCCUGAUUGAGUGUGGCUCUGCAGUCCCCCGUGUGAGAGUCAUAGACUUUGGCUUCAGCACUUUUCUGACUGAGGGGACGUACCAUUCAAUGCAAGGUAGGCUGUCUCUCAAUGAACAUUGUUUUUUAAGGGCUUUCCACAAACAUCAGGUGGUCAGUCAAUGAGAAAAUGUAGGCCACUUACAGUGUUAGCAGUCUCUGUAUGAAUUGAGUUUGAGGUUUUAAAAUAGUAGAUAUAAGUAAGUUUUCAGUGGCCUGAUUUGCCAACAGCAAGUGUAUGUGGAAAGCCCUGGUCUCUUGAUGAAACCUACCAAACAAAUUUGCUGUGUCAGUCCACAACAAUUAUCCUUCAUCUCCUUUUGUGUGUGUUUUGUAGGAACCCCUGAUUAUAGCUCCCCUGAGUGGUUCGUCACCAACAGCUACAGAGCGGAACCAGCUACAGUAUGGCAGCUCGCUGUAGUGGUUUAUACUUUGCUUCAUGGAGCUUAUCCCUUUGAAAACACAGAAGAAAUCAUUUCCAAAGAGCUGCAUGUCAAAAAAAGACUUUCCAACGGUGAAUAAUCACACCCACAUAAAGUCAGAUUGAGCACAGUUAGAUCCAUAGUAAGUGUUUGUAUCCGACCAUUGACCAUUUCUGUUUUGUCUCUCUAGACUGCAAGGACUUUCUGCUCAAGAGUCUGUCCAAAAACCCAGAGACUAGACCAACCCUGGCAGUACUAAGGGACCACCCUUGGCUGGCUUGAUGUCAAGAUUG
This is a messenger RNA of Xyrichtys novacula (pearly razorfish), 3986 nucleotides long. Lineage: Eukaryota; Metazoa; Chordata; Actinopteri; Labriformes; Labridae. The record is from the annotation of a GenBank genome assembly.